Molecule: messenger RNA, 255 nt
Organism: Auanema sp. JU1783
Lineage: Eukaryota; Metazoa; Nematoda; Chromadorea; Rhabditida; Rhabditidae
Source: the annotation of a GenBank genome assembly
AUGCAGAAACUAUUAAUUCUCUUGGCUAUCUGCUUCGUUCUCAUCGAAUUCUCAACAGCAUACCCUUAUGGCGGAUACGGCAUGAUGGGAGGAUAUGGAGGCUACCCUUACGGUAUGAUGGGACGAGGGUACGGAAUGUACGGCAGAGGCAUGUAUGGUCGAGGAAUGAUGGGAGGCAUGUAUCCAGGAAUGAUGGGAGGAUACCCAGGAAUGAUGGGCAUGUACCCUGGAAUGAUGGGCAUGUACGGCAAAUAA